GUCCUUAGCGGGCACCCGUACAGAAAAGCGGCGCAGCCGCGGUGGGCGGAAACCGAAAGAACCUUUCCGGCGCGAGUUCUAGGCAGCGGCCUUUCGCUCCAGCCGAGCCGGGAGGAGAGACGCUCGCCCAGCCGACGCCAGAAGGACGUGGUGGUGCAGGAGGCCAUGUUCCGCAUCGAGGGCCUGGGGCCCAAGCUGGACCCCGAGGAGCUGAAGCGGAAGAUGCGCGAGGACGUCCUCUCCUCCGUCCGCACCUUCCUCAUCUACGUGGUCGCGCUGCGCAUCACUCCAUUCAUUUUAAAGAAGCUGGAAAGCAUAUGAAAACAAAAGAACAUCAAGGACGGGCUGAAUGGAAGACCCAGGCGGACAGUGGUUGCUCUCCCAUUGAAUGGGCUGCGAAGAAGAGGCUCUGUAUCCUGACAAAAGCAUCCAGACAUUUCCUACUGAAAUAUUUGAGAAGAUUGUAGAAGAGCCAAAGAGAGAAAGCCAGUAACAGUUAUUUACAUGUGUCAGUAUGCGAUUUCUUUAUGUUUGGUACAAAUUUAUUGUUCUUCAGAGAUUAUAUCAACCGAUUUGGGAAAAUUGCUACCUGUAAACAGAGUUCUUUGGAACAGAGCUUAUCUCUGAGAUGUUAAUGAUAUGCUUAUCACCAGAGUAUCUCAUUGUAUCCUGUGCAGCCUUGGUGGUUAAAUCUUGAAUGGCUGAAAUAAAAUGUGGCAUAUGUUCUAAACAUGGCAUUCUACAAUUAC
Molecule: messenger RNA, 749 nt
Organism: Zootoca vivipara (common lizard)
Lineage: Eukaryota; Metazoa; Chordata; Lepidosauria; Squamata; Lacertidae
Gene: TOMM5
Product: translocase of outer mitochondrial membrane 5
Cellular component (GO): mitochondrial outer membrane translocase complex
Source: RefSeq, a predicted model, not a curated record